AUAACUAUACCAUGGAAAAAAAUAUAGGGGGAAACACUAAACGACUAAACGCAUUUAUGCGCAGUUGCACCUCAUAUGCAUCCAUAAAAUCCACAAAAGAUCGAAAUUAUGAUUCAGUGGAUCAUUUCAUUUUUGAAUCUUUUAGUCUUUUGCGUUUUAUUUUCUGAAGAAAUGUCCAGCCCGGUCUCGUGGAAAUGCAUAAACAAUACAAAAAAAAAAAAACCGGCGUAUUGAUGCGCAAAACGGCUUUUGGCUUAAAUAUGACACGCACGUGUCUGGCGUGCAUAUAAUUAGCAGUUUUCACGUACACGUCAUCCAACAACCCUAAUACCAUCGCGCACGAUAUACACGCCAAGUUAACCUCGUAUCAGAUGGGAAAAGGGUUCCUUUUUUGAUAUCCGAAAAUCACGCGCAAUCAAAGAGAACGGAUUCCGGCGCAGGCCUACAUCAAACCUCACGAGCACGGUCAUGAAAAGUGUUCUGCUCCAAGAACUGAUGUGCUAUAGCAUAAUAAACCCUUUAAAGAAAAUGCGCCGUGGUGAAGCAGCAGUUCGUGGUGCAGGCUCACGCGCUGGUUAAUAGUCUGGCAAAAGUUUUUAAUGAGCAGGCAAUUAAAUGAAUACUACAUCGGACUGAUUUUCCAACAAUGUCGCAUGUUGCCUCUGGUGAUUUUACAUCAUUUGCUUCCUCCCCCACCAAUCCGAUUUCUCGGCCAAAGCCCACUGUUGGACUCAACGGGGGCUCUCUGAAAGCCGCCCAUAAAUAUUUUGCUUUUAGACUUGCGCGUAGCCUGCUCAAGUCCUGAUCGAUUUGGUCAUUUUGUUAGUACCCGCACCUUUUUCAGCAGAUAUGGGCUAGCCUGUGUUAAUAAAUAAUAAUGAGUUAAAUACAUAAUAAUAACCCGGGACGGACGAUAUUAACCGUAUGAUGUUUUUCUUAGAAUUGCAGCACUGGUGAGCUACAAAGGCCUUGUUAAACGACUUCAAAAGCAACAGCCACACGAGCAAUUGCCAUUUAAUUCACAUACAGACAACGGCAAACGUGGGUUCUCUCCUCAAACGACUCUUUUUCACUUUACUGGCGCCCGCGUCUGCUAAAAGUCCCAAAGUCGAGAUCCGCGUAACCAUAGGAAAACGCGCCGACGUUCGGCAACCGCGCGGAGAUCUUCAUUGGUCUGCAUUGAAAAAGCCCACUGUUCCAAAUUAGGUCACUACCCAUUUCUUUUGUGAAAUUAGAAUGCCCAAUCUCGUUGGGUCGGGAGAAUCACCCCAUCUCUUGUUACUAUGGAAAGCGCCGAGAGGAACCUCCUCCUUGCUGCGUCACCGAAGUAAAUCUCGAGGUGUGGGGAGAGAUGGGGUUACUUGCGGUCAGAACACACACACACAUAUAUCCAUUACACCCUACAUUCAUCAUGCGGGAUUACAAAUUCCGGUGCGCGUGCACACAGCAAACACUGCUUGAUUAAAAAGAACCUGCGUUUAAAACAGUUAACCAUGUUUUUUUCCUCUGUGAUGUGACUUUGAGGGGUUUAAGUGGGUCAUCUUUUAAGUAGUGUGUUCAGACGUUUCAUCUCUCCUAGCGCAGUCACCUCAACUCAAAGAGGAUUGAAACAAAACACCAACUGCAUUUGCGAUAAAUAAAUAAACGGAUGAAUUGCUUGCGAUCUGACUUUUUUUAUUAUUAAUUUGACGUUGUUUGAAAGCACCUAAAUAUAUCUAAAAAUAUGAGUCUAAAUAGAAUUAAUACCCUGCGUAAGGUUGCAUUGAAUGGGCUAUACUUGCAAUUCUGUUUUAGGCUACGCAUGCUUUUAACCGUAACGCCUUGCCUUCUAUCGUCUUAAAACGUAAUUAAGAAAUAAGAAUAAAGCGGAAAGAGCUAUCUCUCGCAAAUCAGAGAAAUACGAAUUUGCAUUUUGCACGUAUAUAAGGUCCGCUGGGAAUGAGAGUACGCUGGAAAUCAUUGCACAUUGUUCACUUGCCACGGGAACGCCAGGAGGAGGAAACAGAUGCACAUUAGGGUAUUCAGGUUCAUUGGAGGAGGAAAGGGUUAAUUAAAUGACAGACCCCUCCCAUUAUUGAACGGCAAUAUAUUAAUAGGCACGGCAGCCGGUGAAAGAAGCCGGUGCUCGUCGGAGAGGAGAGGCUGCGGUGCUGUCUGAGACUCCGUGGUGCUGAAAGUGCCGCCCGCCGCGAUGUGGUCCGUGUUUUUCGUGUUUCUGUCUUAUCUAGACAGGAACUUCGUCAAAGGCGAAUUCCUGAGCCAAGCUCUAGACGCAGAAAAAGAGAGCAAAGAGCUUUUUUACAUGCUGAACAACACUCUUUGCGCCAAAAGUUCGGUCGCGGGAGAGUAUCACCUCCAUCAGGUCACCGACGGGGCUGAAGAGGUCCGCUCGGUGCACGACUCCGAGGGCCGCCUGGUCGACUGCUCCGUCAUCCAAAACCAAAUGCAGGUCAAAUCCUUCAUGCACGUGUGCAGACUCGGGCUGAGGAACCAAAUGGGCUCCGAUCUGAAGAUGAGUUUGACCGGGGUGUCCGAGGCGAAGGCGAACUGUAGAAAGCUGAAGUCUAAAGGCGACAGGAACGCGAUCGCGACGAAACGAGCAAAAGAGGCGAAGUCCGACGCGGCGAACGGCAAAAGACGCGAGCCAAGCGAGGCUUCACUUAUCCCGGGACGCUUUGGUGUGGAGCAGGAAACAUCGCGGACACUUACGAUCAGUUAGGAGAAUUUGAAGAGACCGACAAGUGUUGCCGCGUUCACGAUCACUGCCCCUAUGUCAUCCAUGCGUUCUCUUCCAAUUAUGGAUAUACCAACUUUAAAUGGCACUCCCUUAGCCACUGCGACUGCGACAAUAACUUAAAGGAAUGCCUGCGACUUGUCAAUGACACUUCUUCCCGAGUGGUUGGACAAGCAUUCUUCAAUGUGAUCGAAGUCCCUUGCUUUGAGUUUACCUUUGAAGAGCAGUGUGUUGAGCGUCACUGGUACGGGGUGUGUAAGAAGUAUGACAGAGUUCCUGUAGCAGUAAUUAAAGAAUCAAUCCCUUAUGACUUUGGAGGCAUUGAUGUCAUUGAUGUAUUGACAAUCGCUCCUCCCAAGAUGAAAUUAUCAGAUGAAGAAAAGCAGAAUGCGACAACCUCUGAAAGCACAACGCAGUCAUCGGUCGAAUCAAAGACCGCCGCUCCAGAAGAGCCCUCGCUCACUAACGUGGUGACGGCUGCGGAGGAUUUCAUUAAAGUGCUCGCCACAGUCUCCACCUCUCAAAGCUCGUCCGCAGACGCAGGUAAAGGAGAAACUCAGACGUCAGAGAAGAAGAGGAAGAAAAACUCCAGCAAGAAGAAAAAAGAAAACAAGAAGAAGAGAGGAAAGGGUAAAGGCAGGAAGAAGAACAAAAAGCUUGACGCCGUGUUAAAGGUCGACGAAGGAACCACCGGAGCUCCGCCGACCGGUCAAACGGAGGAGGUCAUGGGUAAGAACAACUUUGCGGAGGGAGCAGCGAGGAUGAAUCGGUUUAGGAUAAAAGACAGCAAUUUCAUGAACAGCGAGCUAGACUCUGAAGGAAAUACUAAUAAGAUGAUGAGAGAUGAUCCUCAGAGGACAGUGAAUGUUAAUCAGGAUGUUGUUACCGUUACUGCCUCGAUAAAGAGGGAUAAAGAACCAGGGAUUGUAGAGCACAGUCAGGCAAACGGCACAGAGUUAGUCUCCACCUCUCCUACAGCUCACAUUACCCCAGUUGUGCACGAUAAGACCAGAGCUAAGCUGAGACAAAGAGCUGGAAAGAAAAGGCAAAAAAAACCCAACCCUAUUACAGAAGCCAAGGAAGAAACUCUCUCGACUAGACAGUCUGAAGGUGUCAGCCUCUUAACGCCGACACCGGAGAGUCCAACGGCCGCUGUAAGGAACGAGGCGAGUACCAUUCACGCGGAAGAAAAGGGACCUACUACACAAAAAACACCCAUUGUUAGAACAAAAAGGCCAGGUUCGGUAAAGGGAGAAGGAAGAAAGAGAACGAGAAAAGUCAUUGCUUCCUCUACAGAAGAAACUCCUCGUGAUAUCAGCUCUCAGGAUCCAUUGCUGUUCACAGGUUCUGCAACUGUCACGCAAAGCGAUGUACUAGAGAGACUGGGAUUGGACCGAUUCGAAAAACCAUCGGAAAGUUUGAGGGACAGCAAUGCCAGAAGGAACAAAGGAAGGCGUGUAGUCAAAAUCUGCUACGAAGCCGUUUUGCCCGAAGCCGCAGACACGACACCCCUCACAACUCUGAUCGAAAAGGACACCGAGUCUCAGUUGAAGGAUCCUGAGAUAAACACGGCACCAAUGUUUCCGCUCCUACAGACUAACACGCCAUCCUCGGCAACCCGCAGACCUAGGAACACAAAAAUAAAGAGACACAGGGAGCGAGGAAAUCGAGAAAAGCGUGGAAAAGCUAAGAGAGAAUGAAACUCAAGAAGCUCCACGUGGUGCGACCAAAUGGUUUUUUUAUCUCCUAGGCUGCCAUAUGAUAUUGUUUUAACAAGCAGCAUGUUUUUACCUUCUCUGUUUUUAUAGCUCCGUUGAUGGUAGACUGACAGAUCAGAUCAGUUUUAUGAAGCAUGUGUUUCCCGACAUGAUUGCUGAAUAAAGUAAAUAGAGCAUUGG
Puntigrus tetrazona (Sumatra barb) is the source of this 4632-nucleotide messenger RNA. It is a transcript of the gene proca1, whose product is annotated as protein interacting with cyclin A1. The record is from RefSeq and is a predicted model, not a curated record. The coding region runs from base 3094 to 4434 and encodes 446 amino acids. The transcript has 4 exons. NCBI's taxonomy places the organism in Eukaryota, Metazoa, Chordata, Actinopteri, Cypriniformes, Cyprinidae.